Molecule: messenger RNA, 189 nt
Organism: Haemonchus placei
Lineage: Eukaryota; Metazoa; Nematoda; Chromadorea; Rhabditida; Trichostrongylidae
Source: the annotation of a GenBank genome assembly
AUGUCUAUGCCAUGGUACUACUUGGAGAGACCCACUCGCAUGCUUUUGUUGAGGUGCUACUAUGCUGUAUGUGCUUUUACAUAUCCGGUAUUUGUGGGGUUAAAUUGGAAUAGCUACGCUCCCACGCGAGCUGAGGUACUGGCAGGGAGAUCUUUAAAGGAUGAGAUCCUCAAUCCGAGGAGAAAAUAG